Linepithema humile (Argentine ant) is the source of this 1096-nucleotide messenger RNA. It is a transcript of the gene SkpA, whose product is annotated as SKP1-related A. Gene Ontology annotation, molecular function: cullin family protein binding. NCBI's taxonomy places the organism in Eukaryota, Metazoa, Arthropoda, Insecta, Hymenoptera, Formicidae. The record is from RefSeq and is a predicted model, not a curated record. Gene Ontology annotation, cellular component: cytoplasm; nucleus. Gene Ontology annotation, biological process: SCF-dependent proteasomal ubiquitin-dependent protein catabolic process.
UUAACUAGAAAAAAAAAACGUACUGUGUGCAUCAAGAAUAAUACAGGUCGUGGUAGUAAAGUGUCGAAGAAAAAGAGCUAACGAAAGAGCAACAAAGACGUGAAAAAAAAAAGAAAUUCUUCGCAAACGGUCGUGAACUUUGGAGGUACAGAAACACAACCAACUUAGGCGUCCUCAGACGUGUUCAACCAUUAGUGGACGCAUUACAUUCGAGUUGUUCAGUUGCUCUUCUACGAUCGACAACCGUUCGGAAUAAAAGAUGCCCAACAUAAAGCUGCAGAGUUCAGAUGGUGAGGUAUUCGAGGUUGAUGUUGAAAUCGCAAAAUGUUCAGUCACUAUAAAGACCAUGUUGGAAGAUCUUGGUAUGGAUGAGGAAGAGGAGGAAGUUGUGCCCUUGCCGAAUGUUAAUUCAGCGAUAUUAAGAAAAGUUAUACAGUGGGCUACAUAUCACAAGGAUGAUCCACCACCACCAGAAGAUGAUGAAAACAAAGAGAAGAGAACUGAUGAUAUCAGUUCUUGGGAUGCUGACUUCUUAAAGGUGGAUCAAGGAACUCUCUUUGAACUGAUUUUGGCUGCUAAUUAUCUCGACAUCAAGGGACUUUUGGAUGUCACAUGCAAAACUGUUGCUAAUAUGAUCAAAGGUAAGACGCCUGAAGAGAUUCGUAAAACGUUCAACAUCAAGAAUGAUUUUACUGCCUCAGAGGAAGAACAAGUACGCAAGGAAAAUGAGUGGUGUGAGGAAAAGUAGAUCUAAUUGCGAAUUAUAAAUCGUGCAAAUCUUUUAAAUGUUAAGUAAUAUGUCAAUAUGUUACUAGAAUUCAAACUUAUCAACUCGGUUACUUCAAUAGUUUCUCUUCAAGGAUGAAUUUCUUUGAUAGUAUGAAACCCUAAUAACAAAAUCAAAUAAUGUUAUGCAAAGAACUGGUACCUUAUAUCGCAUAGGUCUAAUCACCAUUAUUUAUUUCAACUGAAUGAAGAUAGAAUAAUAAUUAUGGAUAAUUUGUCAAAUAUAUGCUUGUACACACUUAUAUAAACGUCACCACGUAACGUAGAACAAUGUAAAAUUUCUCAAUAUUACUAUAUAAUGUGCAUUGAA